This is a messenger RNA of Talaromyces stipitatus ATCC 10500, 5724 nucleotides long. RefSeq names its product reverse transcriptase, putative. Gene Ontology annotation, molecular function: nucleic acid binding; RNA-DNA hybrid ribonuclease activity. The record is from RefSeq and is a predicted model, not a curated record. NCBI's taxonomy places the organism in Eukaryota, Fungi, Ascomycota, Eurotiomycetes, Eurotiales, Trichocomaceae. Bases 1 to 5724 code for a protein of 1907 amino acids. The transcript has 2 exons.
AUGGGCCCGAAAAGAGGUAAAAAGGGCACUCCGUGGCCAGAACCACGGUUUGCAGAUGACCCUGAUAUACGCGCAUAUGUAGCUGCAGCCAUCAAAGAUCUCGAGGCACUGAAGAAGCACCAAGAAGCACUGGAGAUUGGCAUGCCCCGUGAGCUCUCUACUUCCGUGGUUGACGCGUUCUUAUACCUGGCUCGAAGGGUGAAGAAUACGCCUACGAAUGAGCAACUAGCGCAGCGGCUCGCGAAGGUCGAAUUACACGUGGAAAAGACGCAGAAAGAGGUAUCUCAGGCCUCUCGAGAGAUUACUACGACCAAAAGCAACACGAACCGCCUGGUGGAGGCAAUAUGCCACCCAACAUCCCCAGGGACACGUACCGCGAAAAAUUCUCCAAGCUUCAGUCACGUGACAACUAGCUCAGAGUCGUACGUACAGGCCUGGGGACGUAAGGUGCCCUCGAACCCUCCCACGGUCCCUAGCGUGGGAUUGAGUAGUGGAGGAAGCUUGCCAUCAACCCCAUAUCCAAGCCAGGAGGACCUAGAGGUCUAUCUGGAACAUACCGAUCCAAAUAUCCUCAACCCGAUACGUCGAUUCCCGGAUAAGGUGGUGGAGAAGGCAAAUCUCGCAAUACGCAGCACUCAAGACACCACCAUCGCACAUCGACGAAUUGCGGCAGCCCGUAUACUACCUAGUGGCGAUAUUAUACUCUUACUAGGCACAGUGGACGACGUCGACCAGCUUACCCGCAAGAAGGACUGGAUUAGGGCAUUCGGAAACGAAGCACGUAUACGAAAACGUACAUGGGGCGUCGUCGUACACGGCGUCAACACGAAUAUCAACCCCAAACAGCCUCAAUUCAUAACCACGCUUACCUCAGAGAACGCCCCGGUGUUCGCACAGCUUCCAGCCUCUAUGAAUGUCACACACACGGGCUGGCUCCUAAGCGAGUAUAAGAUCAAGGAACAGAAGCUCACAAAUGCCCACCUUGUAGUCAUAUUUGAUGAUGAAAGGAUUGCUAAUUUUGCAAUCCAACGCGGCCUUAUUAUUAAGGGAAGACAGCACAAUGUCUCAAUAUACGACAAAGCAGCCAAUCUCCAGCAGUGCUUCAAGUGUCAGAUGUAUAAACAUAUCGCCAGGCACUGUCAGCGCCAGAUCUGCUGCGCGUACUGCGCUGGAUCUCAUGAUACAGGGGAUUGCCCUACACCGAAAGAGAAAGAAUACGCUAAAUGUGCUAAUUGCACCGCAGAAAAUGUCCAUAUCAAAGAUCCUGCCAAGAGACUCAAUACGAAACACUUUGCGUACGCGAGGGAGUGCCCGAUACGAGCUACAUGCCUCACAGAGGCACAUCAACGACGUACAUACGGCCCACAAUAUCACACUCCUGUGAUACGACCUGGCAAUAGUCAGCCCGGAGCCAUCUCACCAAAUGACCCUACACCAGCUGAAGCAGCCAAUACAGAGCGAAGUCCUCGCGCACCGGCUCGUACAGCCACCACACGUCGAUCUGCCAACUCAAGAAGUAAGAGCGCAGCAGCCGCCCGAAAACGAGUGGCAGAACGAUCUGAGCCCGAGCCGAUAAGCCCUACAUCAGGUGACCCUACCAAUAGAUCCUCGAAAAAGCCUAUAAGAGCGCAGUGGGAUAAAGAUCUAGUUAUAGAUGCAGAUCCUAAUCCUGAACCUAAGACAGGACCUGAGACCCAGAUCAAAUAUACAUAUAACACACGUGCACGUCAGAAUACGAAGCCUCCACCAGGAACCCCGGUUCUGCAAUCAGAUAUUGCUCCACUAGAAAUUUCACAUGUGCAAGCUGUUAGGACUGUCCGCCGAAGUAAGAGUGUGCGUACGAUCCCAGACGAUGACUCAUCUGAGGAUGAACUUACCCAGCCAUCAAUCCACGAAGCCCCUCAGGAUCCAAUCGAGCCAGCUCAGGAGGCUGAUACGCUAAUGACCACGAACCUUGAAGACAGCACCUGGGCUAACAAUCACUUCCAUAUCCUACUGCAGCCCACACCCAAGGAAGAAUACAAGAAACGCCCACGAGUCUGUUUCUACGUCAAUAGAGGGCUAGAUCCAGCCACAUGGGAGGUCCAAUACCAUAAUAGAGAUCUGAGCACAUUGACACUUCAUACAGCCGCCCAUGGAACCAUCCAUAUUCACAAUGUAUACAAUCCAGGAGUCAAUAGCAACGAGGAAUCUGUAAUUAGCGCCCUGCAAACCGCCAUGGCACCUAGGGCGCAGCAUAUUGUAUUGGGGGACUUCAACCGACAUCACCCGCUGUGGGCGGGCCCGCGGUACCGACACGUUGACGAGGAGGCCACCGAAUUGAUUAAUCUUAUGGAUGAGCAUGGGCUCGAGCAGCUCUUGCCACCAGGCACGAUCACGUACGAGAGGGUUAACGCCAAAUCUACAAUUGAUCUGGUGUGGGCAUCGCACAAUCUAGCCAACCGGGUAGUGAGCUGCGACACCAAGCCAGAGUGGUGGUACGGAGCAGAUCAUGUCCCAAUCUCCACUCAAUUUGACCUUACAGCUAUACGUGUUCCUCCAUUGGUUCGCAAGCAGUGGAAUGCAACAGAUUGGGACCUCUUCCUUAAACUGAUGGACAUAUACAAUUGGCACCCAAGGGAGCUCAAUGACAAUGAGGCGAUCAAUGAGGCGAUCCGCUAUCUAGUUGAGGCAAUCAAUCAGGCAGCUGAGCAAGCGACACCUACAAAACAGAUCAGCAUCUACUCACGAGCGGGCUACACCCCAGAGAUGGCGAAGCUUAAACACCACGUAUCUAGGUGUAGACGACACGCACGUCGUAUAAAUACAGAUCAGGCAUGGGAGGACUACGCAGAGGCUAGGAAAGAGAUGAAACGGCGCACCAAUGAGCUCGCACGAGAUCUACAUCGCCAACGAAUUGAGCAGGCAACAGAGUCAAUAGAUGGAUUCUGGAGAAUUGCCCGUUGGGUCCGCAAUAGGGGCAAACCACGUGCCACGUUUACCCCAACGUUACACUACAAUAACACGAGUUACACAGCCCCAAAGGAGAAAGCAGCCCUAUUCCGAGAGGUCCUCCACCCAGAGCCCCCGGAGGCAGAUCUGUCAGAUAUUGGGCCACAAUAUAGAUAUCCCAAACCGUAUACGAUGCCACCAAUCACGUUAGACGAAGUCCGAACGGCAGUAACCAACGUGAAGCCCGACAAAGCACCAGGGCCAGAUGGAAUCCCCAAUCUGGUCCUACAAAGGCUGCUCCCUACUAUCGAGGCCUAUCUCGUUAAUCUCUUUAAUGCAUGUCUACGUCAACAAUACUGCCCUGACCAUUUCCGAAAGUCGACAACAGUCAUCCUUCGCAAGCCUGGAAAGCCUGAUUACUCUGAUCCAAAGGCGUACCGCCCAAUAGCGUUACUGAGCACGAUUGGCAAAGCACUAGAAUCAGUGUUAGCCAGACGUCUCAGCUAUCUAGUGGAGCAAUAUAAUCUUUUACCAAAGCAACAUAUUGGAGGACGUCGCGGCCGCUCAUGCGAACUAGCAAUCCAUCUCUUACUAGAAGAGACCCAUAGUGCGUGGAGAGAGGGCUCACGAGUAGCCUCAGGGCUUGCACUUGACGCGGCAGGGGCUUUUGACAACGUCAAUCAUAUAAGGCUGAUACACGACCUACGAAAGCGCCAGGUGCCAGAUGACCUGAUUGGCUGGAUUGAGAGCUUUCUAAGCAAUCGCCGCACGUCAAUCACACUCCUAGAGGGCAAUAUGGGGGAAUUUCUAGUCAAUACAGGCAUUCCGCAGGGCUCCCCAUUGUCACCAAUCCUAUUCCUAUUCUUUAAUGCAGAUCUUAUUGAGCAGAUACUCGCCGAGUGCCCGGACGUGAUUGUACUUGGAUAUAUUGACGACAUCUUCAUCAUGACAUAUGGGACCUCCGCCGCAGCCAACUGCCACACACUCACCAAAGUACACCAGGUUGCAGAGCGCUGGGAGAGGACACAUGCCUCUAAAUUUGCGCCUGCCAAAUAUCAACUUACCCACUUUUGGCGGAAGCACCAAAUGGUGCCUAAGCCGAGUGGUAGGCUGGAUGUACCUCUCAUAAUCAAGGGAGUAGAAAUUAAGCCUACGGACUCAAUCAAAUAUCUAGGAGUUUAUCUGGAUACCCACCUCACUGGGGAAGUGCACGUACAGGAGAUGAGAAAGAAGGCUGCAAAACUGGUGGCGGGAUUAAGCUCAAUCGCAGGAUCGACAUGGGGAACGCCCCUGGUUCAUCUAAGGAAGAUAUACACGGCUGUCCUCCAACCACAGAUCAUGUACGCGUGCUCCACGUGGUAUAUACGAGGUGGAAGAGGGUUCACCGGUGCGCAGCGAGCUGCAGAGCAAGCCAUCCGAUCGAUCCAGGAUCAGGCUCUUCACCAGAUAUCCGGCGCGUUCAAACGUACGUCACGACAGGCCCUAGAGGUCUGUCUCCAUGUACCACCUGCAGAGCUCACGCUCGCAAAGCUGGCUGAGGAGGCCUGCCUGCGGAUCAUGACCUCACCACUUCGAUCUACGCUUUACCAAAUACGUGGCCAAGCCCACUGUAACGACCCAUACACGUCGCCACUUCAUCGAUUGGAAACAGCCAUCGACCGCAAACUGGGGAGUGAUACUAGCCAACGCAUCGAGACAAUCUACCCCUUUGUAGUGCCACCGUGGUGGGAGCCACCAGAAGCAAGGAUUGACGAUACCCGUGAGGAGGCUAUCAAGGCUAUUGAAGCAAUCUCAGGAACAGAUACAACAAUACAGUUCUUUACCGAUGGGAGCGGCUUUGACAAUGGGAUUGGGGCAGCGGUCUACUCAUCAAUAGGACAGGCUUAUAAGCCAGUAGGCUCAUCUGACACACAUACUGUUUAUGCAGGGGAACUGGAGGGAAUCGAUGCGGCAUUGGAAAUCCUACUCCGAAGCCAGCCAUGCGACGACAACCCACACGAAGCCACAAUCUACACAGAUAAUCAAGCCGCAAUACGCGCCACAUGCCAGCCAGGGCGGUCCUCUGGGCAGUAUAUCCUUCGACGGAUCGUACGACACCUGGGCCUCCUACGCGACAACCGAUCUCGAUGGCGUGUACGACUACAGUGGGUGCCAGGCCACGAAGGGGUCCCAGGCAACGAGAAAGCAGACCAGCUGGCAAAGUUGGCUGCAGUCGAGGCGACACGGCGUACACAGGAGAACGCCCGCAUAGCCAGGAUCAGCGCACCCAAUCAGACUACACCACACGCCGCACGAAUGUCGUAUAUUCCAAAUCAGUCAACUAUCCUUAUGGCAGUGUGUCGCCAGAGGCUACAUGCAGGCUUUGCAAAGAGGUGGAAGGAACAGUGGGAGCAUGCCAACCAUGGACGGCAUCUCUAUCGGAUAAUCAAAGCACCAACGAAGAUGGUGUUGCAGCUGCACGAGGGAUUACGACGGGCUUGGAGUUCAGUGUUAAUCCAACUACAAACAGGUAAAUCAGCGCUACGCAGCUUCCUAGCGAGUGUACGGAUUGAAGACUCACCUCAAUGCGAAUGUGGCCUUGGGGAUCAGGAUACGGCCCACGUCCUCAUACGGUGUCCUACCCAUAUAAACCUGCGUAUGGAGACUCUCUGGAAAGAAGCACGCGAAACAGAUUAUCGGAAGCUCCUUAGCGAACCUCAGUGGGUUCGGCAGAGUAUUGAAUUUAUGAUGCGGACUGGUCUAUUGACGCAGUUCCAUCACGUAACCCCCUUAACAACCACGCGCUCACAGUGA